Molecule: messenger RNA, 1269 nt
Organism: Cololabis saira (Pacific saury)
Lineage: Eukaryota; Metazoa; Chordata; Actinopteri; Beloniformes; Belonidae
Product: ubiquitin-conjugating enzyme E2 2-like
Exons: 7
Coding region: 272-715 (147 amino acids)
Biological process (GO): ubiquitin-dependent protein catabolic process; protein polyubiquitination
Cellular component (GO): nucleus
Molecular function (GO): ubiquitin conjugating enzyme activity
Source: RefSeq, a predicted model, not a curated record
ACAGCAGAGUGAGACAUCUCCCUUCACUCCGAGCAGACAUCUUGCUGCGUCGGUCCGGUUCGGCAGCGGAGCUGGUUCUGUAGCGGGACAGCAGCAGCACCUCAGCGGGAGAACAGGCUCUGUUAUUGGGGGAAAAGGCGCGGGUUCAGCGGUGGAAGAGACGGAGCUGCGGAUCCUCCAUGCUCGUUAGUUAGCCGAGCUAGCCGGCCUGCCCUCUCCUCCUCCUCCUCCUCCUCUUCCUCCUCUUCACCGGGAUCUUCCUACCGCAGUCAUGGCGUUAAAGCGGAUUUCGAAGGAGCUGACGGACCUCUCCAGAGACCCUCCGGCCCAGUGCUCCGCUGGACCCGUUGGUGAAGACAUGUUCCACUGGCAAGCCACGAUUAUGGGUCCGCCCGACAGUCCGUACCAGGGCGGCGUCUUCUUCCUGACUAUUCACUUCCCCACAGAUUAUCCCUUCAAACCGCCCAAGGUGGCCUUCACGACAAGAAUCUAUCACCCAAAUAUAAACAGUAACGGCAGCAUCUGCUUGGACAUAUUGAGAUCUCAGUGGUCUCCAGCGUUAACCAUCUCUAAAGUCCUUUUGUCCAUUUGUUCUCUGUUAUGUGACCCCAACCCUGACGACCCGCUAGUGCCAGAGAUCGCCCGCAUCUACAAAACAGACCCCGUCAGGUACAACAAGACAGCUCAGGACUGGACGCAGAAGUACGCCAUGUGACCCGCCGGGGCCAUGUGACCCGCCGGGGCCAUGUGACCCGCCGGGGCCAUGUGACCCGCCGGGGCCAUGUGACCCGCCGGGGCCCCGCCCCUGGCCUCCGUGGCCACGCCCCCAACCCCUCCCCCUUUUGUUUGUCUCAUCAACACGAAGCUUCGAACCCCUGAAGGGCUGCAGCCUCCGAGCUGCGACGGUGCCAACUCCAGAACCAGAACCAGACCCCCGGGGCCGGGCGGACCCGCCCGGCGGGGGCCGGAGGCGGAGCCGCCACUCAUGCAUGUCAGUGAUUGGUUCCCGUGCUGCUCCGAACACUUGUGUCCACGUUUUAAAGGAGAACGGCGGUUUGUUUGUUUAGACGAGUUAGUCGUCGCCAACACUGUUCUGUUUUUGCACUGGAAGAGAAACCGAUCGAUCAAUAAUCGCUCCGGCUGAUCGAUCAACCGAUCCCUUCCGGCUGAUCGAUCAACCGAUCGCUCCGCGGAUCGAUCAAUAAUCGCUCCGGCUGAUUGAUCAACUAAUCGCUCUGUCAUGUUUUCAAUAAAGUUGAACAAACUGCA